Messenger RNA from Ogataea polymorpha, 5203 nucleotides. RefSeq lists its product as uncharacterized. The record is from RefSeq and is a predicted model, not a curated record. The transcript is spliced from 2 exons. Gene Ontology annotation, biological process: nuclear-transcribed mRNA poly(A) tail shortening; regulation of DNA-templated transcription. Gene Ontology annotation, cellular component: nucleus; CCR4-NOT core complex; P-body. The coding region runs from base 1171 to 4380 and encodes 1069 amino acids. NCBI's taxonomy places the organism in Eukaryota, Fungi, Ascomycota, Pichiomycetes, Pichiales, Pichiaceae.
CAGGACUACACGUGUCUCGCGGCCGGCUUUGACGCGGCCUACAAGGUGUACAACUGCGACCCGUUCGGCGAGUGUUUCCAGAAGGCCGACGAUGGCGGCGCAAACUUGGUAGAGAUGCUGUUUUCGACGUCUCUGAUCGCCGUUGUUGGAAUCGGCGACAAGCCCGCCAACACGAUGCGCAAGCUGAAAAUCAUCAACACGAAGCGCAAAGCGGUGAUCUGCGAGCUCACAUUUCCGACGGCGAUUUUGUAUGUCAAGAUGAACCGCAAGCGGCUGGUCGUGGUGCUCGUGGACCAGAUCUUUGUGUACGACGUGUCAUGUAUGAAGCUGUUGCACAGCAUUGAGGCCAGCGCUGGCUUGGAUGACCGGAUUAUUUGCGACCUUUGUGCGGACGACGAAAGCGUGCUUGUGUUCCAGCAGUCGGGGAGUUCCGACGAGCUGGCCGCCAAUGCCGGCACAGUGGUGGUGUUUGACGCGCUGCAGAUUCAGCCAAUUAAUGUGAUUGAGUGCCACAGGUCGCCGCUGCAGCGGAUCGCCGUUUCGAAGGACGGUCGGCUGUUGGCGACGGCGAGCGUCAAGGGCACCAUUGUGCGCGUGUUUCGGGUGGCCGACGGCAGGAAGGUGCACGAGUUCCGGCGCGGGAGCUACACGGCGCAGAUUUCGUGUCUGAGCUUCAACGUGGACGCGACGGUGCUGUGCUGCUCGUCCAACACCGGCACCGUCCAUUUCUUCCGACUUGACGACGUCGACCGACGCCGGUCGACGGGGUCGAUCGACGCAAACAUUGACGGCUCCGAAACACUGCCGCGCGAAAGCAGCAUCACCGAGGAGGAGUCGAGCGAGAUCAACCGGCUGAUCAACAGCCAGCUCGGCGGCCACAAUGGGUUUGCCAAGAAGAAGAGCGCCGAGUCGCUCAAGAACUUUAUCUGGUCGAAGUCCAAAACGUACCUGCCGUCACAGAUCAACUCCAUUUUGGAGCCCAAAAGAGACUACGCCUUCAUCAAGCUGACCACCGAGGUGGAGAGCGUGGUGGGGCUUGUCGACAACAAUUGCUACGUGGCGACGCGAGCGGGCGAUUUUUUCGUCUACUCGGUGCAGCCCGGCCAGUGCGUGCUCCUCAAGCACUAUAAAAUAGAAUAAGACAUUUUUGAAACAUCACCAUUUUUUCUCAUGGCCACUGCUCAGAACAGGUCCAUCCGGCCCACGCCGUACAUGUGUCUCAAGUCGCGCUGGGUGCUUGCUGUUUGGAACGAGUGGACGCUUUUUGGGGGGCUGGUGGUGGCCAUCGUGCUGCUAGACUGCUGCUCCGCGUCGUCAAGUUCCAAGUCGUCCAGCUCGUCGCUGAACACGUCUCUUUCGAUUGCCUCCAACACAGACUCCCACAACGUCCAGUCGGUGUUUCUGGACGACUUAAAGACCGUGGUGGCCUGCGAUCUGACGGCUGAAGCUGCGUACCUCAACUCCACUUUAAACGACACAAUCACGACAGCAUACACGGCGAUCGCCUCCAUCGACCUGCGCCCAAUUUUGCAGCAGCUCGCCGACUCCAUCAACCACACCGUCACAUCGUCGCUUGCAUCCCAAAAUAGUGCGCUUCAGUCGCUCAAGUCGACUCUGAAUUCCCAGGCCGUGUAUGUUGGUUCCGCAGUGAAUUUGGACAAAAUGGAUAUAAAUUAUACCUGGAUCGGCAGCUAUCUGGCAAGCGAAAUACAGAACCGUACGGUAACCAAUGCGUACGAGAAAUACUUUGAGAAGCUCCCCGAUUACUUUGCUUUCUUCGACGCUCUCACAACAGAGACGCUCCAGAACGUUUCUGCUGCAUUUGACCUGGUGGAUUUGUACGGCCCCGAAAUUUAUCACUAUUCCGUCUCGAACGGGUCCGCACUGCACCUGGCAUACAUGAGCUCUACGGCUUCUAGAAGAUCCAAGGCCGUGUAUGUUCUUGUUGCAUUGAUGGUUUUUUUCGUGGUAGCACAGAUGCUGCUUGACUGGCUGCGCUUCGCACAUGAACAGAAACAGGCAACGUGUUUUCCGCUCGAAGCCUCCGAAAAGACAGACUUCUUGGAGUACACGUUCCGAACGGUCGAUUUCGAAGCCUUUCAGCUCGCAGAGGUGCUUGCUGCGUUUUUGGGGGACAGCACCAGACUGAAUUUUCUUGCAUCCUUCUGGCUCGGGGUGCGGUCCAAUGCAAAGAAUCUGGGAAAGUAUAUUGUUUUUUCGCUGAUUCUAUAUUCUUCUUGGCCGCAGAACACCUCGUCUUCAGUGGACGUGUCUCUGAGCGGAAACACGCGUCUGCACAAUACGUCGCACACGCUGAAGACGGAUUUUGGGCUUGGCUCAGAAUCGCUUCUUGCCGAUAUCCGAGAGAUUUACGACGAUUUCCGGGUCCAAGUGCGACAGUUUCUUGUCGACGAAAGCCUGGAGCCGUUUGUGUCGUAUGACGGGGCAAACUCCUCGUUUUUGGCCGACCUUAGCUGGCCCGACGAAAUGGCAACACAGCUGACCGUCGCCGUAAACAGCACGGUUUCGCAUGCCAAACUCCACCUUGUCCAAUCAGCAGCCGGCACAGAUGCUCGCCCUCUGCUGUACUACGCCUUUGCCCUCUGCGUGGGGGCCACGUUCACAAUGGUGGCCAUCAGCGUGGAAAUUGACCGCGUGUUCAAGAAGAUUGGCGAGGGGCUGGAGAUAUUCAACACUCUGUACGAGCGCCAUGAGAAUGCCUCGAACGGCUCGCAGAAGGAGAAACUGGAGAACGACCUCAAGAAGGAGAUUAAGAAGCUGCAGCGGUUUCGAGAACAGGUGAAGAAUUGGCAGGCCACCAAUGAGGUCAAGGACAAGGAGCGGCUCAACGAGUACCGUCGGCUGGUCGAACAGGCGAUGGAGAAGUACAAGGUGGUAGAGAAAGGGUCGAAGACGAAAGCGUUUUCUGACGAGUCGCUGGCCAGUUUUGACGACCCGCAGGAGGACAACGAGGCGAUCGAGUUUGUGCGGGAGACGCUGGACGAGAUCCAGCGUCAGGAAGAGGCGCUGGAGAGCGAGCUGGACAAGCUGGGCGCCAAGAAAGGCAAGAAGACCAGUGCCGUUGACGAGCGCAAGUCCGAGAUUGAAGACCUGCUCGAGAUCCACCAGUUCCACAGACAAAAGCUCGAGGUGGUAUUGCGACUGCUCGAGAGCCACGUGCUGCGGCCCGAGGACAUAAUGAACAUCCAAGAGGACAUCAAGUAUUAUCUGGAAGAGAACCAGGAUCCGGACUUUGUGAAUGACGACACCAUCUACGACGACUUGAACCUGGAAGUUGAUGAGAAUACGCUUCACGACGGCAGCUCUACGCAGAACGGCACGCACAAGGAGGAGGAUUCCGUUCUUGCGGCCACGGCGCCGAUCUCCGUGUCUGUGCCAGACACCACGCCCCAGAAGAAGAAGGAGAGCACGCCGACACCGUCCACUGUUCAGGCCUCGCCGGUGGCGACCGCCAAGCCACCGGCCCCUGCGAAGCCUGUUCAAACGCCGCCGGUGAGCGUGCCCAAGAUGGCCACGCCGACGACGUCGCUGGCCAAUCUGGCCGGCACUUUAUCGUCUGUGAACACGCUGAGCACGCUCAAGCCUGCUCCCGUGCCCGCCAAGCCCGUGGGAGAGCUCAAAUGGGCAGCUGCGGUGAGCCAGACCGCGAACGGGCGGCCUAAACCGGAGGAAAAGCCUGCCACGCCGGCCACGCCGCUCUCGACGCUGAACACCAACGCGCUGAACGCCGCCAGUGUGCUGGAGGCGCUGAAAAAACAACGACCUCAGGAUGGAGCGUCGCACAGCAACUCUGAGUCCCGGACGGCAUCCAGCACGGCGGGCGUGGGGUCUGCCGGGUGCGGCGACGUUGCCAACGACCCAAACUUCCGGUUUCUGCCUCCAGGCAUCCAGAGCACGAUCCUGUCGUUUGUGAUGGCCAGAAAUCGGCCAGAGUCCGAAAAGACGCCGACGCUGUCGAGCGUCGGCGCCAUGCUUGCCGUUCCCCGUCGCUUCUCGCCCCUCAGCGAGGGAACGUAUCCGCCGGGAUUGGAGGCACAGCGGGUUUCGGCGAUCUGGAACAGCGUGCGCGUGAGCAACAACAUCGAGAUCGACUCGCAGAACGUUGACACCGCCACGCUGUUCUAUGCCUACUACUACGCCCUGUCGCAGAAAGAAAGAGACGUCGCCGCGUCGGUGCUGGCCUCCAGGCUCUGGAGAGUCAACAACGACAAGACGAUGUGGUACCAGCGCCAUUCGCAGGUGAAAGUGUCGGGCGACGGCUUUGAGAUCUCCGACUUUAACGUUUUCGACGCAGAAAAAUGGAGCUUCUACGAAAAGAAGAACCACAGGGUCGACUACUCCCAGUUUGGAAAAUCCUAGGUGCGUAUAUAUAAUUGAAUAUUGAGGUUGUAACUACUCGCUAAAUUCCUCUUCACUUUCUGCCGCGCUCGAAAUCUUCACCUUCUUCUUCCGCUGGAUGUUCUCCUCCUGCUCUCUGCGUCUUCUCUCCUUUUCCUUGCGACGGACAGCGUGGAUCUGCUCCAGCUUGUUGAUUUCCUUGACACUCUUCUUGAUCCGCGAAUGGUACAGCACCUUACCGUCGCAGACGCCUUCCUCGAUCUUUACCAGCUCCAGCUUCAUCCGCGGACCGAUCUCGGUCAGUUUCACCGCCUUCUUACGCUUGCCCCCUUCUUCGGCAGCACCCUUGGUUUUCACUGCAACGUCCUCCUUCACCUCCACCACGGCGUCCUCCUCCACCUCUGAAUCAGAGGUGAAUCCGGCCUGGGCGUACGGGUCGAGAAUGAUGUCGGCCACGUCGUCGACUUUCGACAGAUUUGGCAGUUUCUUGUUCGUUUUCUUGUGCACCUUGACCAGUUUUUUCACGUUCUUUGAGACAUCCACCAGUUUCGUGUCGAUAACGUAAUGACGAAGGUCGACCAGCCCCGUCUCCUUAUCCUUCUGUAACAGCAAAACUCUCUUAAUGGUGCUGACCUUGGUGUUCUGUGGAGAGAUUGCCGGGAACAUGUUUUGGAACAUGGUGACCAUCAAUUUUUCGUGCUGCUCUGCUUCUUUCGGACUAGUAAACCCGCUCAUCACAAGCAACGGAGGGUUCAGAAACUCCGGGCCAGACUUGCUCACGCUCUUGGGCAUCUUCUGAUAGCGUGCGACGUCUUUGCAAAGCGAAUAUUCGUGGAUUUUGAAG